AUGAUACUUUGCAGUACAAACUCUCAACGUAUUAACUUCGGCCAAACUAAAAGAUUCACCUUGGGGGGCCUAUUCCCCGUGCACAGCAAAGGACAAUCCAAUGACUCAAAUGCAUGUGGGCCAAUCUUGAAAGAAAAAGGAAUACAGCGAUUGGAAGCCAUGCUGUUUGCGGUGAAGCAAAUUAACAGCAACUAUUCCUACUGGAGGUUCAACCUGGAUCCCAUCCCUCUUGAUACUUGUUCGUCUGACACCUACGCCCUUGAGCAAUCUCUGCAGUUUUUGCAAACUUGUAAGGACUCUCAUGGCAAGAAAGUAACUGGAGUUGUUGGCGCUGCCAACAGCGAUGUGUCCGCAGCGCUUGCAAGCAUUUUCAAGCCUUUCAAGGUACCACAAAUCAGCUAUGCCUCAACCAGCGAGAAACUCAACGAUUUGAACAAAUAUCCUUACUUUUUUCGGGUGGUUCCAUCCGACAAAUUUCAAGUGAGGGUGAUGUUGGACAUCUUGACAGAAUUCAAGUGGUCGUACGUUUCAGCGGUCACUUCUAAAGAUGAUUACGGAUCGAGUGCCAUCGAAAACCUUCAGGCCCUCAUGAGUCUUGCAAACUACGAAGAAAUCUGUUUUGCGGAAAUACAAAUGAUUCCCGAUGACGACCGAGACGACCAUUACAUUAAAGCGACGAGGGCGUUGUUACAGCACGAAAAUGUGAAAGUUGUCAUAGUAUUUCUACACGAAGAAAAAGUAAGGAAACUAUUUUCAGCCUUCAAGGGGAGCAACGCGCCAAUCAACAGAUUCGUGUGGCUGGGGAGCGACGCCUGGGGAGCCAAAUCGCACCCCGUCAGGGGACACGAGGCGUACGCCGAGGGGGCAAUAACCAUUCUGCCAAAGCGGUUUCCAAUCUCAGGAUUCGACGAAUAUUUUCUGUCAUUAAAACCAGACACCCACAAAGAAAAUCCAUGGUUUAAGGAAUUUUGGGAAGCGCAAUUUAAUUGCACCUUUAAUAAAACAUCCAAAAAACAAUGUACAGGCGAUGAAAACUUAGCUUCAGGCUACAGACAAGAAGGUCUCGUACCAAUGGUAAUAGACGCUGUGUACGUUCUGGCGACAGCGCUAAAAGCCCUGUGCAGCGACUACCCCAAACUGUGCAGAAAUACCGAGAACAACAAUCUGGAACUGAGGAAACUUUUGAAAGAUUACAUAGCGAAAACGAAUUUUACGAGUGUUCAAGGCAACAACAUGGAGUUGAAUUUUGAUUCCAAUCGUGACAUCGAAGCAAAGUACAGCAUUUACCAAUAUCAAAGAUCUUCAAGAAACAGCACUAAGUUUGAUUAUAAACUCAUCGGUGAAUGGGUUAACAGCAAUAACACAAAAGAUAGCAAGUUAUCCAUGAAAAAGAAACCAGUAUGGGAAGGGAAGGGCGAAUUUAUUAGCUCCAUAUGCAGCAGAGCGUGUGUCAGCGGAGAAGAACGAAUCUACAAUAGGGACAGGAAACGUCGAUGCUGUUGGGAAUGCAGACGAUGUCAAGAGAACUUUUAUCUUCCGAAUCCGCAUGGAAACUGUCAAGAAUGUCCAGAAGGACAACUUCCUACGACAGAUUUCACAGAAUGCACGGACAUGGAGUUGAAAUACCUUGGGAAAGAUCUUCUCGAUCCUUGGCCACUGGUUCCAUUGUGCUUUUCGGUUUUCGGCCUCCUCUGUACUUUUACGAUAUUUAUUAUUUUUCUAUACUUCCGGAACACACCAAUCAUCAUGGCAUCUGGACGUGAGCUCUGUUACGUCAUCCUGGCUGGAGUGGCACUCUGCUAUUGUUUCACUUUCUUUGCCAUAUCGAGACCGAGCAAGUUCAUGUGCAGUGUUGUCCGUAUGGGAAUGGGGUUAGGCAUGUCCGUCUGCUACUCGGCGAUCAUAACCAAGACCAAUCGCACGUCGAGGAUCUUCAACCGACGUCUGAGAACCGCGAAACGGCCCUCCUACAUCAGCCCAGAGUCCCAACUCGUCAUAUGCCUGUGCCUCAUCCUCAUCCAGAUCACGCUGUCCGUCAUGUGGCUGUUCGUCAAGCCGCCUUCGACGAAGGCCAUGUUCGUCGAGGCGCCACCGGAAUGGAUACUCAAGUGCGGAUUCGGCAAGUUUUCGGUGCUCUUCGGGCUCCUCUACAACAUGGUUCUCCUGGUGUUUUGCACUUUUUAUGCAUUCAAGACGAGAAAUAUCCCCGAAAACUUCAACGAAUCUAAAUAUAUUAGCUUCACUAUGUAUUCGUCGUGCAUCAUUUGGUUGGCCUUCAUACCUAUCUAUUGCAGCGCCAUGGAUGAUUAUAAGGUGCAGAUCACAGUAUUAUCAAUGAGCGUCAGUCUCAGCGGAAGCGUCACACUAGCUUGUAUUUUCUUGCCGAAAAUUUAUGUAGUCAUCUUCCGACCGGAGAAAAAUGUUCGUUAUCCAAGCUCCAACACGAACAGUGGGGCGACAACGACCUACGUCACUCCAGCUCCGAUACGUUUUAAAAGGGUGCCCAAAACCAGUCAUACUCUACCACCGUCAGAGGACUUCCAAAAUGAUUUGCUUGCGAACAAAUGCUUGAAUCAUCCUCACGCCGGGAAAAUAUAAAAAAAGAAUAGGAGGUCAAUUAUGAAGAACGAUCUUGCUC
Uloborus diversus is the source of this 2638-nucleotide messenger RNA. RefSeq names its product metabotropic glutamate receptor 3-like. Bases 1 to 2598 code for a protein of 865 amino acids. Gene Ontology annotation, cellular component: membrane. Gene Ontology annotation, molecular function: adenylate cyclase inhibiting G protein-coupled glutamate receptor activity. The transcript has 11 exons. Gene Ontology annotation, biological process: G protein-coupled glutamate receptor signaling pathway; regulation of synaptic transmission, glutamatergic. Lineage: Eukaryota; Metazoa; Arthropoda; Arachnida; Araneae; Uloboridae. The record is from RefSeq and is a predicted model, not a curated record.